Molecule: messenger RNA, 1164 nt
Organism: Penicillium macrosclerotiorum
Lineage: Eukaryota; Fungi; Ascomycota; Eurotiomycetes; Eurotiales; Aspergillaceae
Exons: 5
Coding region: 1-1164 (387 amino acids)
Source: RefSeq, a predicted model, not a curated record
AUGCAGACUACCACGCAAGUCCACGCAAACCCCUUGCCUGUGAUAAGACAUGCGACGGGAAUACAUGCCCAAGCCGUGUCCAACGAAUUCCUCCACCAAAGUUUCAUGCACCCUUGGAGAACAUUCGACCAAGACAUUCGAUCAGCGCUUGCAACCACAAGCUUUCGAUUUGAAAUCCCUCACUCGGACUCUGAUGAACUUUACCUGGUCGGAAACGAGAUUGGCCUGUCCGGGCGAUUUGUCAACAAUGCCAUUUUCACGACAACAGACGCCAUACCGGAUGUCGCUAUUGGUGUAACGAUCGAUAAUAACGACCGCCUUACUGAAAUCAAGAUCGUGGUUGAAUUCAAGACACUCUGGACUUUUGACCUUGCUCGGUUAUCUGUCUCCGAUCUUGGGUCUCGGGUACAGCUUGGGCCUCAACUCGGUUUGCUUGUCGCACAAAUGAGGAAUUUCGGUUUACGUUAUGGAUUUUUGUCAACGUAUGAGGGAACUAUGUUUGUUAAGCGAACGGCAGACUUUGCAUUCUGUAUCUCUAGACCAAUCCGAGCGCCCGAUACCAAUUUGUCUGUGCGGCAGUGUUUUGCAGGGCUGUGUAUCCUUGCUGAAUUAGCCAUGACUUCACCGAAGAUCCUGACUUCAAACCAGAACGAUCAGCAAGAAAGGGCUAUUUUUGAGAUUGACCAUCAGGGGACUCGCUACAUUGCGAAAUGCUGGGGCCUCCGACAUGAGCAAGCGUUGAAUGCGGAAUGCACCGUGUACGAGCGUUUAUCAGAAUCACGCCACGGGGUUUAUAAUGUGUUCGCUAAUAUGAUUCUUGCUGGAGACAUCGUGUGCUCAAGCAUUUUUCCUUACGGAAGGACACUGGUCCCUCCCUACAAAGCUGGAGAAAUCGUUGCAAGGAUCUGGGAUAGCCUCGGUGGCCACGAACGGACUCUCAUUCGCGAGGAGUGUGAAAAGGCCAUUUACAUUCUUCGGUCCUUAUCGAUUUAUGUUCCCGAUACCGGAAAGCACAAUGUUUUGUAUGACCGGAUCAAAGGAGCUGUGACGAUGCUGGAUUUCGAAACUGCGAUUCAAAGUGAUCCAUCAGAACAUGUGCCCUAUGUGGAAUUGCUGUCAUUAUUUGGAGACCCCGUAAUGCGUGGACGUGAGAGUGGUGGUUAG